Brassica napus (rape) is the source of this 4018-nucleotide messenger RNA. Its product is annotated as protein DETOXIFICATION 49-like. Gene Ontology annotation, biological process: xenobiotic detoxification by transmembrane export across the plasma membrane. Bases 2382 to 3920 code for a protein of 512 amino acids. The transcript has a single exon. NCBI's taxonomy places the organism in Eukaryota, Viridiplantae, Streptophyta, Magnoliopsida, Brassicales, Brassicaceae. Gene Ontology annotation, cellular component: membrane. Gene Ontology annotation, molecular function: antiporter activity; xenobiotic transmembrane transporter activity. The record is from RefSeq and is a predicted model, not a curated record.
UUGUGCAUUCUUUUUUAUAAUGUAAUAAUUUAAUGUCAUAUAAUAAACGAUCGACAUAACUCGUGAUAAGAUAACAUAGUUUUUGUUCCCACCAUCCUCAACUAAGCUAUAUAUAUAUUAAUGGUCCACAUUCUAUAGAGGUGAAGCAUGUGACGUUACAAUAAUACCUAUGCAAAAAUAAUAAUGUAUAUUCCAUAUAUAUAUCAAAACUCAUAAAGUAUUUCAUUAAAAACUUAAUUAUGAAAGCAAACCAUCCUUUUUUGCCAAACUAUAAUUUCCCCACUCGACAUAUGAAUAGAGUGGUCCAAUAUAUUAUAAUGGAAUUUUUAUAAUGAAAAUUAAAAACAUGUAUUAUAGGACUUUAUUCCAAGUAUCAACAUCUUCAAAAAAUUUAUAUAAAAUCGUCCAGAAUUUUCAAUAUAUUUGGUAACAACUUGGUAUUAAUCUUUACAGCUAUACUUAAUUAAUUUAUAAUAUGGAUUCACAAAAAUAAAAACGAAAUUGUAUUAUAUAGAAAAGAAUGAUAAGUUGUUUCAAAAAGUAUAAUAAAAAUAAUAAUAAUGAUAAGUUUCUUAUAUUAUUGGUCGAACAUGGAACUACUUGAAUCAGUGUUAUACUAUCGCAAAUUUUACACCAGGCCGCCCAGUGGGUUCAAUUCUGACGACGAUCGGUCAUCUUUACCUAUUUCUCACGAACUGAUCAAUUUUCUAUUUGUUUAUAUUAGAUGAAAUAGUAAUCCUCUAGUAUCCAGAUUUAAAUGUAAUAAGCUUUGACACUUGUUGUUGAACUAUUAAAGUGGAGACAAGACACGAGUCAAUUUGUUACUCUAUAUUUUUAUAAUUAAAAAAAAAAAGAAUUCCCUAAAACGUCUCUCGUCUUAUCUUUAGGAACUCAAUUUCUAAUUAGUUGUGUAUCCCUUAUAUAUUAAAAGAGGAGCAUUGGAGUUAAUGCUUUCACACCAUGUAUGACACGUGUCCAUUGUACAGAGACUCUCACAAAUUAGUUGCCUUAAUUUGUUUUGCUAUUACAGAAUUUUUGGAAACGUUGUCUAGAAAAUUAAAAAAACCACUCGUGGAAUGAGUUAUCACGUAAAGCUUAAGCUACGACAUCACCGUACCAUCGUAAAGAUUAUUUCCCAUCAUGAAGACUUUCCAGAACAUAUACGGGUGUGCUCUGUCAGUGCAUAUCGCGAAGCACUAGAUAGUAACACAUGUAAGUUAGAAACACAGAAUCGAGAAGAUGAAGACGUAAUUAACUUUUCUCUUAUACGGGAGAUAUGAACAUUCAUAUCGGCGAAGAACUCAGCAUGAACACUUUCAAGAAGAGAACACUCUGAAUCUUAGAAACGAUACAUCCGAGCUCGCUAAGCAUUUUUCAUCCACACUGCAUAAUGGUUCUUGAACGUGUAUAUAUUGUAUGAACUAUAUAAUCCACUCUUUUCUCUUAGAAGAGAGACAUGACUAUUCAUCUCGACGAGAACACUUUGAAGCAGAGUACACUCUGUAUCUUAGAACCGAGACAUGACCAAGCUCGCUAAGGUGCGCAGCUCCACACUGGAGAUUUUUUCGUUUUAUUAGUAUUCUAUUCACAUUUAUAUUUUUGUUUUGGCUUUCAAUAUCUUACUUAAGAACUAUUAUGAUAAAUUCUUUAAUUAUGCAUCUUAAUAAUAAAUGAGCUUUUAAGUUAUAAAAGACUUAUUUUAUUGUUUAAAUAUGUUUUUACCGUUCUUGAAACUUUCUUCUGGUGUUAUAAAGUCCUACUUUAUCAAUCAUAUAUUGCAAAUACAGACUUUAUUUUGGAUGUCAAACAUUAAAUCACCGAGUCAAUUCACUCCGCGCAAGGCGCGGGUUAUCACCUAGUCUAACAAUUAAAUUGCAUGCACUGCAAAUCUAGAAUUCAUUUAUACAGUUUAAGCCAAAUUUUAUGGACCAAAACCCAGCUAAAAGAACAUUCCAGUCAAUGUAUAAGACUUGUAGCUUGUCAUUUUGUAAGAAACCAUUUCCACAAAUGAAAAUAAUACUAAUAAUCCAAAUAAACGUAAAUAAAAGAAAAUAAUUCCAAAUAGACAUACAAAAAGGUAUUUUCUUGGAAACUUAUUUUAUUUUGUAAUUCCCAAAUGAAAAUAAAUAAAAUACUAUCUCUAGUAGGAAGAUGCGUCAUAACUAUGACAUAAUGGCUGGUCAAAAACCGUCAAAAUAGUUAUGUUAUAAUUAAGGAAAAAAAAUAUACUAAAACUUAAUUCUUCAGUCAAAUAACAUCUCUUGUUUCCUUUAUCACUUUGUCUAAGCCUAAGUUGUGACUUAAUUUGAAACUUAUAACACGAAUUUUCACAUAUCGACCAACACCUUCAUUCCCUUCCUCUCUCUCUCAAACCUGCAGUCAUGGCUGCUCCUUUGAUCCUCAAGUACCACAGAGAUCACCAACAAGAUCCAAACCCGAACCCGAACCCGACCCGCCUUUCCUCUUCGAUCCAAGAAGCCAAAUCAAUCGCCAAAAUAUCCCUCCCAAUAAUUUUAACCGGUUUACUCCUCUACUCUCGCUCAAUGAUCUCAAUGCUUUUCCUCGGCCGUCUCAACGAUCUCCCUUCUCUCUCCGGCGGCUCACUCGCCCUCGGCUUCGCCAACAUCACCGGCUAUUCUCUCCUGUCCGGUCUCUCCACCGGUAUGGAACCCAUCUGCGUUCAAGCCUUUGGCGCCAAAAGAUUCAAACUCUUAGGCCUCGCUUUGCAAAGAACCAUACUGUUGCUCCUCCUCUGUUCCCUUCCCGUCUCCAUCCUCUGGCUCAACAUCAAGAAUAUCCUUUUAUUCUUCGGACAAGACCAAGAAAUCUCGGACAAAGCAGAGAUAUUUAUCCUCUUCUCUCUCCCUGAUCUGUUUCUCCAAUCAUUCUUGCAUCCUCUCCGUAUCUACCUCCGAUCUCAAUCCAUCACUCUUCCUCUUACAUACUCUGCCUUCUUCGCUGUACUCCUCCACAUUCCGAUCAACUACCUUCUCGUUUCUUCCUUCGGUCUCGGCCUUAAAGGAGUUGCAUUAGGAGCAAUCUGGAGUAAUGUUAACCUACUAGGGUUUCUGAUCAUCUACAUCGUGUUUUCGGGUGUUUACGAGAAGACUUGGGGAGGCUUCUCAAUGGAUUGCUUUAAAGGGUGGAGAUCUUUACUAACGUUAGCAAUCCCUAGCUGCGUCUCGGUUUGUCUAGAAUGGUGGUGGUACGAAAUAAUGAUUCUUCUUUGUGGACUGUUACUUCACCCGCAAGCAACCGUCGCGUCUAUGGGAAUCUUGAUCCAGACCACCGCUUUGAUCUACAUUUUCCCUUCAUCUCUUAGUUUCAGUGUCUCAACACGCGUCGGGAACGAGCUAGGCGCGAACCAGCCUGAUAAAGCAAGGAUAGCCGCGAGGACCGGUCUCUUUUUAAGCCUAGGUUUAGGGUUUUUCGCCAUGUUUUUCGCUUUUAUGGUGAGGAACUGCUGGGCUCGAUUGUUCACUGAUGAGGAAGAGAUUUUGAAGUUGACUUCCAUGGUCUUACCGAUCAUCGGGCUUUGCGAGCUAGGGAACUGUCCUCAGACAACAAUGUGUGGUGUUUUGAGAGGAAGUGCUAGACCUAAAUUAGGAGCAAACAUUAACUUGUGUUGUUUCUACUUUGUGGGGAUGCCUGUGGCUAUAUGGUUAAGUUUCUUUGGUGGGUUUGACUUCAAGGGACUGUGGCUUGGUCUCUUUGCAGCUCAAGGCUCGUGCCUUGUUUCGAUGUUGGUCGUGUUGGCUAAGACUGAUUGGGAAGCUGAGGUUCAUAGGGCAAAAGAACUCAUGAGUAGUUCAUGUGAUGGCGAUGGUGAAUAUGAUGAUGACGAUAGCGGAAGUAAUACGAUGCCUCUUCUGUUGGAUAUAGAAGAAUGUGGGAACAACAAGCAUUUGAAUGUGGUCUAAAUCUUUGUCUCCUUGUUUGAUUUGUUGGCAGUGGCACUAACUAAAUUUGUUUUCAUUGUAAACUCUCUAAUUCAUUAUUUCAGAAAACACUUCAAACA